AUGUUUCUCCUUGAUCUUCCUAUUGAAAUUCUACUUUGCAUAGCAGAAUGUCUGGACAAAGCCAAGGAUAUAUUCAAACUGGCGUUUCUCAAUCGAGCAACCAGUGCUCUUUUCCUCCCUUUUCUGUGCAAGUUCAACGUACGCAAACAACGCAGCUCUGCCUUACUUUGGAGUGUUAUUCGAUGUGAAUCGGGAUUUGUGGGGAAGAUGCUGCACAAUUACCAAGCGGACGCAAACACUACAGAUGAUAAGUCUCGCACACCCAUUUUUCAUGCGAUCCGUGCUGAGAACGAGACGAUUAUUCGCAUGCUCCUCUUUGGUAACAGAGGAGAUAUUAAUUGGCAAGAUAAGUACCAGCAGACUCCAUUGAUAUACGCUAUGAGAAGGGGACUUCGGUCUACUGCCUCACUUUUACUGGACUUCAACCCAUGCCUGGAUAAAAGAGACCACAAGCAUCGGUCUGCUAUCUGGUAUGCCAUUGCUCAUAGCGAUGAGAGCCUGGUGGAAGUUCUUUUGAAAAGGGGCGGCGAUAUAUGCACGCCAGACUACAAACAGAUUUCACCAAUCAGCCUUGCUAUUGCCAGGAAAAGCGUGAAAAUCACCAGAAUGUUGCUCCUACAUUCGGAAGACAUCUCAGGAAAGUCCUUACUGAAAGAUACUCAUGCCAGAGACCGUUUGCUCUGGCGAGCUGUACAGGCGGGCCUCCAAGAUAUCGUCUCGCUACUAGUUGCUAACGGCGCAAAUCCCAAUUCAAGAGCUAGAGAUGGUAAGACCCUGUUGCAUCAAGCCACAGAAAAGGGUAACAGGAAAGUAGUUCAGCAGCUGCUUACCUAUAAAGAGACUUGCGUCAAAGCGAGGGACAUUUACGGUCGCACUGUCUUUCACAUCGCAGCCGAAUAUGGUGACCGGUCGAUUAUUAAUCUUCUGUUGAUCGAUGGAGCCGUGGAUAUCAAUGCCUUGGAUGUUAAUGGAGCUACUGCACUCUGCUUAGCUGUGCAUGCAAAUCAUACCGCCAUAGCUUUACAGAUUCUCGCAAAUGACCAUGUACGUAUCAACGUGGCAGGCCAAAAUGGCAGGACACCUCUUCAUCAUGCGGUGAUGACGGGAAAUAUGCCAAUAAUAUGUGCCCUUCUCGACAAUGAGGAUCUAGAUCCUAACAUUCGCGACGACGAGGAAUGGGUUCCCCUCACCCAUGCUGCUUUUAAUGGUGACCUGCGCGUGGUGGAAUUACUUCUUGUAAGAAAGGACAUACAAGUGAACGUGGAACAGGCCCCUCCCCUUUUCUACGCUGCCAAAAAGGGUCAUCUAGACGUUGUGCGUCGAUUACUUUGCGUUGAUACCAUCGAUAUCAAUCAGCAAUUUUGGAACACCUCACCCCUCUGUACUGCCUCCGAGAUGGGCCACUUUGAAGUGGUCAAGCUACUUCUUCAACACACAAUGCCACCCGACAUCAAUCUCAAAACUUACUUGGGAAACACUGCGCUUUCCUUGGCCGCAUACAAUGGACACUUGGCUAUUAUCGAUCUCUUGCUUGCAGAGACUGGUCUGGAUGUCACCGCUACUGAUAAGUUUGGGGCUUCUUGCUAG
Messenger RNA from Penicillium hordei, 1587 nucleotides. RefSeq lists its product as uncharacterized. Gene Ontology annotation, molecular function: protein binding. The transcript has a single exon. Bases 1 to 1587 code for a protein of 528 amino acids. The record is from RefSeq and is a predicted model, not a curated record. NCBI's taxonomy places the organism in Eukaryota, Fungi, Ascomycota, Eurotiomycetes, Eurotiales, Aspergillaceae.